AUGUAUGAGCACUAUUCCUCCGAUGACCCUUAUGAAACAAACCUAAACGCUCUCUUGAGUCAUCUCAAGAAUGAAACUCCAAAUGCAGGCUUCGUCGCGGCUUCGAAAGGCGAAGGCCAGAACCAAACGUACGGUCUGGCCUUAUGCCGCGGCGAUCUCGCUUCCACAGAUUGUGGGAGCUGCAUUGCACAGGCAAUCCAUGACAUGUUCGAGGAUUGCCCGUAUAAUAAAGAUGUCAUGAUUUGGCAUGAAGAUUGCACAGUGGGGUACUCAAAAGAGCACAAUAACAGUGGCAUAAAGAUUGAUGAUACCAUGUUAUGCUUCAAAUCCCAAAAUGAUGUUGAGGUUCCCAAUCCAAAGGUGUUUAUUAAAAAGACACAAGAGUUUCUUAGCCAAAUCACCCAGAAAGAGGAAUUGGGCUCAAAUAACUAUGCUUCGGGAGAAGUUAAGAUUGAUGAGUAUAACAUGGUCUAUGGCUAUGCACAAUGCAAUAGAGACCUCUCUAGCAAGGAAUGCAGUGACUGUCUUGAGAGGUCACUUGAUUAUGCUAAAGAAUGUGGUAGGGGAAAAGAGGGAGUGAGAGUGUAUAGUGGGAUUUGCAGACUGAGAUAUGACAUGUACCCUUUUCUUAAUGAUGAAUAUUAUUAUACUCCUCCUAUUCGUGAUGUGAAAUCUCCACAUCCUCAACCUGGAGAUGGUUCAGCAUUGGAGCCUGGGUCCAUCAUUGGCAUUGGCUUAGUGUCACUCUUUAUAGCCCAUUAUGUUAUAUAG
Messenger RNA from Lotus japonicus, 771 nucleotides. RefSeq names its product cysteine-rich repeat secretory protein 38-like. Bases 1 to 771 code for a protein of 256 amino acids. The transcript has a single exon. The record is from RefSeq and is a predicted model, not a curated record. NCBI's taxonomy places the organism in Eukaryota, Viridiplantae, Streptophyta, Magnoliopsida, Fabales, Fabaceae.